GGCGACGAACUUUGUCAACUGUAUAAAAGCGUAAAGAUGCGAAAUAAUUGAUAUCAGUCUUGAAAUAGCGUUUAUCAGCGUCUGACCUAGUCCUAGUGGCAGCUAUAUCGAGAAGAAGCAGCAACACACAAAAAAAUCUAACCAAAAUGUUCAAACUGUUCGUCUUCACCGCCCUGGUAGCGCUCGCAGCCGCUCAGAACCCAGAUGCCGAAGCCCAGAUCCUGGCGCAGGAAUCCGUCGUCAACCCGGACGGUUCGUACCAGUACAAGUACGAAACGAGCAACGGAAUCGCCGCCCAGGAGAGCGGCAUCGGUGGACAAUCGGCUACCGGUAGCUACUCGUACACUGGCCAGGAUGGUGUCCAGUACAGCGUAAACUACGUUGCCGAUGAAAAUGGUUUCCAGCCACAGGGUGCCCAUCUGCCGGUGGAUGUUCCCGCUCCGGAACACGUGCUGCGAUCGCUGGAGCUGAUCCGUGCCAACCCACCACGAGACGAUCCUAACUUCAGCCUGGACGCUCUGAAUGCUGCCAUCGCUCGGUUGAGCGGUAAGAAGUAAUCUCCGGUCCCAGCGCGUAAGGACAGACAAACUUUCCCCCUAGCUAGCGAACGAUCCUGAACAAUACUCUCCCCAACGAUGAGGCGAAAGCUUUGUAUGCAACUAGGUCCCCCGUUGUCCGGCCUGCUGCUGUAAAUAAAAUUUAUUCGUGUGUCUGCCAUUUUUUUUUUAAAUUCGACAUAGUUUAAACGCUGACCCUGGCGGAAUGGAGCGGUGGGCUAUUGUGAGCUUUGUAGGAAGCAGCAUGCUCUUAGUACUAUUGUACGUAAAGUAGCGUGUCGUUGUCGUUAGCUGUUAAGAAAAUGGAAUAAGAAUUUUUUUUGUAGUCAGAGGAAA
Molecule: messenger RNA, 893 nt
Organism: Topomyia yanbarensis
Lineage: Eukaryota; Metazoa; Arthropoda; Insecta; Diptera; Culicidae
Product: cuticle protein CP14.6-like
Exons: 2
Coding region: 147-557 (136 amino acids)
Cellular component (GO): chitin-based extracellular matrix
Molecular function (GO): structural constituent of chitin-based larval cuticle
Source: RefSeq, a predicted model, not a curated record